Spathaspora passalidarum NRRL Y-27907 is the source of this 1237-nucleotide messenger RNA. RefSeq lists its product as uncharacterized. The transcript has a single exon. Bases 122 to 805 code for a protein of 227 amino acids. Lineage: Eukaryota; Fungi; Ascomycota; Pichiomycetes; Serinales; Debaryomycetaceae. The record is from RefSeq and is a predicted model, not a curated record.
AUAUAUAAAUCUUGCAACUUGUCCCAAGUUUAAUUCCUAAAGCCCAAGUCAUAUUCCUGUUUUUAUUACACCAACUUAUAUUUAUUAUUCAAACACCUAUUCAUACAAAAUUCUUAUACCAAUGUACUAUUACGACGAUAUAGUAGUUGGGCCAUCUACUCAGAUACCCACGAUUGAACAAAAUAUAGAUUAUUUGGCAUACGUGCCUCAAGAAAAUACCACACAUUAUUUACAUGACAAUACCAACUUAAUAAAGUUCAUAAAAUAUAUGAACAACAACAGAGAAUAUAAAGUUGAUAACAUGUUCUUGUACGAAAGAUUAUCCAACAUUUGUUGGAGAAGAUUAUACAAGAAUUUCCAAAAGUUACCUGAAAUUAAUCCCUUUAUGAUUAACUGGGAUAAGAAUUCAGAUGUAACUUGGUUAUUUGGACCAAAGAUUGAAUCAGAUGAUGAAGAAAAGCAAGAGCACGGACAAGAACAAAACAUUACAUUAUACUCAUGUGAAGACAAUAUGUCUGUUUCUUCUUUUAUGUCUGACACUUCAGUUGAAUCUUGUUACAGUGAUGAAGAAAUACUACGUAAGAAUUCCACCGUUUCCACAAGUUCUUCCUACUACGAUGAAGAAGAAGAUAAAGAUUAUAACUGGAACUUGAAGCCUAUCUUGAAGAAGACAAGUUCAGAAUCUUUAUUGGACAACAAUGUUAAUCAAAAGAAGAAAGUUUCAUUCAACUAUAUUGUCAACACUAGAGAAAUCAUCAACGGUAUCUCUGUUGAUUAUGAUUUCUUGGAUCAUGAUUGUUUGUGAUUACUUUGCAUAUUUUACUUCAUCUACAACAAAGGACAUUAGCACCUGGACACAGUUUUUUUUAUAGCUGGUUUAUAAAAAUUGUAACUGUGGAAGGGCCUAUCAUUGCAUAUUACUAGACUAAAUCAAAAAGUUAAUUAGGUUUCUGGCACUUCGUUUUUACUAAAAAGGAACGUUUUACUUCUAUUGCGGUCAUGGUCAUUUUAAACAUUUUAUACAAAAAGGGUCAAUUUUAUAGUUUUAUUCUAUACAAUCAUAUACAAUUACAUAGAUUAAAAAGGUUUAUUAUUCAUUUAUUAUCACACUAAUUGUAGACAUUACAAAUAAAAUGAAUGUGACAAUUUUGAAUGCAUCUACAUGGCCCUUCAUUAACUUACGAGGUUUUAACGUAUAUGCUUGAUUUUUUUUUUUUGUCACCUUGCCCCCAUUUAG